ACUUCCGUCUAACAAAUGUUAGUGCUAUGUUUCCAGCUGCUGGAUGAGUUUGUGAGGGUCAGUGUUCAGCUGCAGUCUUUGAUAUUCCGCAGACCUGUCUGACAACUGAGAUGGGGAACUGUUGCAAGAAAACACAGAAAAAGGAAAAUGACCAAGAAUUGGAUGAACGGCAGGAAACUGAAUCAAAAAAAAAUGAAGAAAUCUUGUAUGUUACAGUAGAACACAACAACCCAACACAACAUAUUUCAAAUGAAGUGAAUCAAAGGGAUGACAACACUUGUGAAUAUGCAGUGAUCAACUAUAAUUGCAAGCAAGACACCACCAUAUCCGAACAAGAUACUCAAGAAUAUGAGGAAGUGAUACCCAAUUAAGGGACAGAGAGGCAAUUCCAUAACAUCACAGCUUAUUAUCUGACGGUGCAGUCUGCUCAGCUUUGCUGGUGAUUAUGAAAACAACAAAUACUGUUUAGUGACUUUACCGCUCAGAUUGGGAUUUGUUUCAUUGAUUUAUUGCCUUCAGAGAUGAAGAUUUAAAUUGAGAAUUAUUCUGGUGUUUUCUUUGUUGAUUUGGAUUGUUAUGGCUGUUUUUCAGGAUGGGAGUAGUGCACCACUUUCUCUUGCAUCCUCUCUGUUUCUCAUUUGUGUUGACAACCAGACAUCAUUUAAUUCAGUAAAUGAGAUUCUUGGGCUCAGUGGUGAAGCACCAUAGACCAUGAGGAGAGGUGCCCACAAAAUCUGUGUACACAAAAUUUCCACAUUUUUAUGAUCUCACUAACAUUGCAGAAGUCAGAAUCCAGAGUGAAACUAGACUCAGUAGAUCUUAAGCUUUAAUUUUGCAAUUUGUUUUCUGUGGUGGUUAGUCAAUGAACAUAUUCACGUAAGACUGUCAAUGUACUUUUAGUAAAAUAACAUUAUUUUACUACAUAAAAGGAAAUUUAAGAUAAAGCCCUACACAUACACAUAUAAAAAGAAAAUUUGGAAAGAUCUUGUCACAAUCAAUAAAAUGAAAGAUUCCACGCUUUUCCUGGCAAUAUGCACUCAAUCCCAGUGAAGUAUCACUCCCCUUUCCACUUUAACUUUUCUAACUGAACUGACAAUACAAUACAAAUUUCCUUUUGGUGACUUUCUGCACAUUCAACAAAUAUGAAUCUCUCAUCAAGACACAUGGACAGGCUAAUUCUUUGACCUUACUCUGACUUUGAGAAAGUGAGGACUGCAAAUGCUGGAGAUCAGAGUCAAAAAGUGUGGUGCUAGAAAAGCACAGCAGGUCAGGCAGCCUCCGAGGAGCAGGAGAAUUGACAUUUCGAGCAGAAGCUCUUCGCCAGGACUCUGACGUUAGCUGUUUUGAGGCAGCAAAAACAUACGACCUCUUUCCAGCUCUGAUGGCUUGAAAACUUCCAAAAUUAAAAUCUGCACCUUGAGUAGAAUAGAAAUUUUAUUUUCUGAACUUGACUGGCUUUUGGCCUAUUGCUAUCUGUCUUUUUAAUGUGGGCCAAAACAGCUUACGUCAACAGUAAGCAGCAACUAUCUCACCAGAUAGUAUGUUCACUCAUUAGUUGAUAUCAUUUGAUUUCCUGGAAAGGCUGUCUUUAGCUCUGUGUUCAAACUGGGUUUCUGACCCUUUCAUAAAAACAACACAUCCGAACUUCAUAACAUUGAAAAAUGAAAUACUAUUCACCUCAACAUCAAAAUUCAAGUUCACAAAAUAACAAUAAUAUCUAAUAAAUGUUCAUUACAAUGUCCUGAUUUAUUAAUUUAAUGCUAGCACAAAUCAAGGGAAUCUCUGCUGUCCAGCCACAGUUAAGAGACAGGUUAAGCAGUCAUUUGCAAUGCAGAAUUCUCAAAGACAACAAACCAGGAAAUAUCUACAUGGAUUAUUAUUUGUUAUUUUUAUAAGUCUAUCAUUAGGACAAAAUAAACAGUUUUGUUUAUUUAGAAUCUAGAAGGUGAUUUAUAAUUGAUUUUUAAAAAUAAUUUUUAUUCAAAACUUUCGGAUUUUUAUCAUGAUUGAUAUCAUUCAAAUAAAACAAAGUUUUUCAGGCUAGAGAAAUUCUUUAGCAAUGAUAAGCAUGGAAUUCACUGUUCAAAACUCAUAUGAACAGGUCAUAACUUUUUAAGUUUUUCAACAAUAAUCUUAAAAGAUGCUUGGAAAGUUUUCAUCAGACUAAGUGAUUUCCAAAGAUUACUGACAGCAACUUCUGAUUUAAUUUAACCACACGUGCACCGAUGCCAAAGUUGUUGUCAGUUUCACAGCUGUAAAAACAGCAAAUUCUGUCAUAAUUACAGCUAAAAAAUCUAGACCAGCUAGUUUCCUGUUCUGCUUUCUGAUCCCAUUUGAUAAGUAGUUGGAACAAACUGGGAAGAAUCUAAGAAGUUGAAAUCUAAUUUUUACAGUGGACUUCAAAUAUGCAAGUGAUCCAGUGAUAGAUUUGACAAUGCAUUCACUUUUACUCAUUCAUUUUAUAUAGAAUUCCUGUUUCAAGUAUACAAUAUAGUUAGUCAUCUGCUUCUUAAUGCUUAAUAUGUCAAAUGUAAUUAACCCUGGCUGCAUUUCAUGUAAAGACACUAGUGUAAAUUUAGUCUGAAUCCUUUUUUCUCCUCAGUGUUUUCUGUUUUUGUUUAAAUCAAGUGGGAUAACAGAUUAUUUGUGAAGUGUUUUUGUUUUCCUUUGAAGUUCAUAGAAAUCCUUACCCAAGUAUGAAAUUCUUAGCAAGAAAAUGAUGGUAGUGACAUUUUCCCUGGAGAGCAGAACAAAAUGAACACUGUUGAAAUGUGGUUUGUUUUUCUAUUGCAGUCAUUGAAGCAAGUUUUAAAAACCAACUGACGAUUUGCUGUCGUCCACUCUCCAGAAACAAUUUCACCUUCUAUAGAUUUAUGAGAAUUCAAAUGUUCUUCAUUUUAAAGAAGGAAAUUUUCAAAUUAGAUUUCCUUAAAAUGUGGUCUGCUCUCUAUGGUAAAUGUAAUUCAAAUUUCUAGUGAUUUUCUAGUUUCUAAGAACAGUUAGUAAAAUUAUUUUUUAAUGAAGAAAUAUUUUCUGAAUUUUAUGUGGUUAAAUAAAGAUUGAAAAUGCAAUGAUUUGUAUUAUUUUAAGACAUAAAUGACAUGUUAAUCAUACCUUUAAGCAAAUGGAUAAUUUUGGUAUAACCUAUCUAUGGUGAUACCACACAAACAGAAAUUGUUGGACAAACUCUGUAGGCCUGGCAACAUCUGUAAACACAGUGUUAAUGUUUUGCAUCCAUUGACCUUUCUUACAAGAAUGUAUUUGUUUCAGAUCUUCAGCAUCUCUUGUUCUUUGUUUUGUUUUACUAUCUAUUUCCAUAUUUAUUCAUAUUUUCAAUAACAGAUGACUUUAGGGUGGCAUGGUGGCUCACUAGUUAGCAUUGCUCCUCAGAGCACCAGGAACCCAGGUACAAUUCCAUCCUCUGGUGACUAUCUGUAUGGAGUUUGCAUAUUCUCUGUAGAGUCUGCGUAAGUUUUCUCCAGGUGUUCUGGUUUCCUAUAGAAAGAUGUAUAGGUUAGGCUGCUUGGCCAUGUUGAAUUGCCCAUAGUAUCUACGGAUGUGCAGUUCAGAUGGAUUAGCCAAGGGAAAUGUAAGGUUACAAUGACGGAAUUGGUCUGGUUGGAACGGUCUUCAGAAGAUUGGUAUGGGCUGAAUGGCCUGUUUCCACACCGUAGUGAUUUUAUGAUAAUAUUUCCAUUCCCUAUAUACUUCACUUGAGACCCACCAGGAGGCCAAAUUAAGUAAUAACUGAAUUUAAUGUUGCUCUGGAAGUGCCCUGUAGUCAAUGGCAGGCAGCAAUAAUUUUGAUGCGCCAGAAGAAGCAUUCCUGGACCCUUCAAAAAUCUAUGCCUUUAUUGAAUCUUGAAUUAGGCUGCCUGUUACCUCAUAAAAAUGGGCAGAGCCUGUGCAGUACCCAACUCUAUAACCUGUUGGACUAUAACUUGGUGCUGUGUGAUUUUCAACUUGUCCACCGCAGUCCAACACCGGCAUCUCCACAUCAUAUUUCCUCCAUGAUAUUGUUCCCACAACUAGAGAGGACCCAGAUUUUUAAAUAAAUAGCUUCCUGCUUCAAGCUAUUAUGUUGUACUCCUAUUUACAGAGUCAGCUGAACAUUGCAUUAGACAAGCCUUGGGAGUCUAAUGAGAAGUCAAAGUCCAUCAUUUUCUGAAUUUCUACUGUCAAUUCUCAACUUUAAGGCACAGAAUGGGCAGACAGUAGUUAAAACUGUACCUUAUCUUCAGAGAUAGGUAUGAUCAGUUGUUACAUAUGUGAGAAAUAUUUACUAAUGAAUAAAUGUGACACAGCAGUAACAGACUAAUAGGAAACUAAAUGGGAAUUAAAAGUGAUUAAUAUAAUAGAUGGAUUUUAAGCAAACCACGUAAUUAAAUGUCCAAAACAAUCUCUCUGCUUGGGUAGAAACAACUAAAAUUAAAUUACUGAUAAAUGUCUCUUGUUUGAAAAAUAGAUGCAGGAAAUGCCAUUUGUUCAGAGAACGUUUAUGAAAUGACCUGUUCUAUUAUGUAAAUUGUAUAUGCAUGUAUUUUACAUCAAAAUAACUGGAUCUCAGGUAGAGUUGGGCCUUAAGAAUGGAUUAGUCUGCUAACUUCUAUCAAAAUGUCUUUAUCCCCUCUCUUACUGCAAAUAUUUCUAUCCACCUAUCAGAACAGUAGAUAUUAGAGUAAAUUCAUCAAGGGUCAUGAUUUGGAGAUGCCGGUGUUGGACUGUUGCUCUGAAAGUUAGUGCUUCCAAUUAAA
Messenger RNA from Hemiscyllium ocellatum (epaulette shark), 4754 nucleotides. RefSeq lists its product as uncharacterized. The coding region runs from base 111 to 371 and encodes 86 amino acids. The transcript has 4 exons. Lineage: Eukaryota; Metazoa; Chordata; Chondrichthyes; Orectolobiformes; Hemiscylliidae. The record is from RefSeq and is a predicted model, not a curated record.